This is a messenger RNA of Ailuropoda melanoleuca (giant panda), 2542 nucleotides long. It is a transcript of the gene KLF15, whose product is annotated as KLF transcription factor 15. Gene Ontology annotation, molecular function: DNA-binding transcription factor activity, RNA polymerase II-specific; RNA polymerase II cis-regulatory region sequence-specific DNA binding. Gene Ontology annotation, biological process: regulation of transcription by RNA polymerase II. The record is from RefSeq and is a predicted model, not a curated record. The transcript has 3 exons. The coding region runs from base 1298 to 2542 and encodes 414 amino acids. NCBI's taxonomy places the organism in Eukaryota, Metazoa, Chordata, Mammalia, Carnivora, Ursidae.
ACGAUUUCAUCUGUGAAUAUCUCAGUUAUCAACUAUAAUACCAUCAUCACACUUAAAAAUAUUAACAGUAAUUCCUUACUAUCAUGUAAUAUUCAGCUGGUGAUCAUAUUUCGGGGGAGAGUUUUAAGUGGGCAAGAACAUGGCCAGAUCUGCCUCUUACCGCCAGUUAAGGCCUGUUCCUAGGUUCCAGGAAGGCUGGACCCUCCCCUGAUUCCUUAGGAUCACAGCAGGGAGACAGAAAGACCAUGUGUUCACCUAUUUGGAGGUUAAUCCUAAUGGCUGGUACUGACCAACACCUGCAUGUGCCAGCCCUGUAGUAAGUGUUCAACUUGUGUCAGCUCACUGAGCUCUUUCAGCAACCUGGGAACUAGGCACCACUGGCAGCAUCCGCACCCAGCAGACCAAGACGCAGACACAGAGAGGUUAUGGCACCUUCCUGAGGCUGCCCGGCUCAAUUGCAGAGGGAGGAGCAGAAACUCCUCCUCAGAGGGUGGGUGCAAGGGGUGGUGGCGUGCCCUAGGGCCCCGUGUGGGCUUGUUGCCCAUCACAUUAUCUGGCACUUUCAUUCCUUCUGACACCUGAUUUGGUGAUUAGUGUGUAUUUUGAAACUCCCAGUUUUAAAUCCUCAGAUGAGUAUUUAAAUUAAAGGGCCAAAUGUCCUCCUGGUAAAACUGCCCUAGGCGCAGACUUGCCAAGGGCGUCUCUCUUGCCUUAGUUUCCUGGAGCUCCAUGAAGCUUCCUGGAUUAGUGGGGAACUGAGGUCACUGGGACCUGGAACAGAUGGGGAAACUGAGAUUUGGGGAGUGCACAGCUGAUGAUGAUCCUGGCUGGCCCUGAGAGGUCUCUGUCCCUGGCCAGGCUUGUUGACUUGUUGACUCUUGGGUAGUGCUGUGUGCCAGGUCCAGGAGUAGUCCUCAAGACAGAGCAUAGGGGUGGGUGCAGAGUGGUGACAGGCAGCAGAGAAUCUCUGGUUUCAGAUGUAGAAUGUUGCCUUUUCCCGAGCCUCACUGGUCACUGGGCGGGGACAAAAGUCCACAGAGGUGGCCCUAUUACAGCCGUACACUGUUGACUCUCCUUGGACACCGGACCUAGCAUGGCCUUCAGAGGACGCAGAUGUCCCUCUCUUCUCUGUUGAUAUUCUUUGAGACCCUCCUGGGCACCAGCGGGCACGCCGGAAGCUGGGAACACAGUGGAGACCCAGCAGCCUAGCCUGCCCUCAUGGAGUUCAUGGUCUAGUAGGGAGACAGAAGUUAGCUGGGCCUUCCUGAGGUGCCGCCAACGGCACGGCCAGGCCAGCAUGGUGGACCACUUGCUUCCAGUGGACGAGAACUUCUCGUCGCCGAAAUGCCCAGUUGGUUAUCUGGGCGACAGGCUGGCCAGUGGGCGGGCAUACCACAUGCUGCCCUCGCCCCUCUCGGAGGAUGACAGUGACGCCUCCAGCCUCUGCUCCUGUGCCAGCCCGGACUCACAAGCUGUCUGCUCCUGCUACACUGGUGGCCCAGGUGCCGAGGGCCAGGACAGUAUCUUGGACUUCCUGCUGUCCCAGGCCACACUGGGCGGUGGCGGUGGUGGUGGCAUUGGGGCCAGCAGUGGCCCCAUGGCUUGGGGGGCCUGGCGGAGGGCACCAGCACCUGUGAAGGGGGAGCAUUUCUGCUUCCCCGAAUUUCCUGUGGGAGACCCCGAUGAUGUCCCAAGGCCCUUCCAACCCACCCUGGAGGAGAUUGAAGAGUUUCUGGAGGAGAACAUGGAGCUGGGGGUCAAGGAGGCCCCAGAGAGCAACAGCAAGGACUCAGAGGCCUGUGGCCAGCUCUCAGCCGGGCCACACAGGGGCCACCUCCAUCCUGGCUCCAGUGGGAGAGAACGCUGCACCCCCACUCUGGGCAGUGCCGGUGCGGGCAGCAGCCAGAGCCCAGGUGGGGGGCCCACAUCUGAUGGCCCCAUUCCCGUGCUGCUGCAGAUCCAGCCUGUGCAGGUGAAGCAGGAAUCAGGCACGGAGCCCGUCUCCCCUAGGCAGGCCCCGGAAAGUGUCAAGGUGGCCCAGCUUUUGGUCAAUAUCCAGGGUCAGACCUUUGCACUUGUGCCCCAGGUGGUGCCCUCCUCCAAUGUGAACCUGUCCUCCAAGUUCGUGCGUAUCGCCCCUGUGCCCAUUGCUGCCAAGCCCAUUGGGUCGGGACCCCUGGGGCCUGGCCCCACCGGCCUACUCAUGGGCCAGAAGUUCCCCAAGAAUCCGGCAGCAGAACUGAUCAAAAUGCACAAAUGUACUUUCCCGGGCUGCAGCAAGAUGUACACCAAAAGCAGCCACCUCAAGGCCCACUUGCGCCGGCACACAGGCGAGAAGCCCUUUGCCUGCACCUGGCCGGGCUGCGGCUGGAGGUUCUCCCGCUCCGAUGAGCUGUCGCGGCACCGGCGCUCGCACUCGGGCGUGAAGCCCUACCAGUGUCCUGUGUGCGAGAAGAAGUUUGCGCGGAGCGACCACCUUUCCAAGCACAUCAAGGUGCACCGCUUUCCCCGGAGCAGCCGCUCGGUGCGCGCUGUGAACUGA